AUGCCAACAACUAAAAUACAAUCCAAGAGAAAAAGGUCUAGAAAUGGUUGCUUAAGUUGUAAACAAAUGAAAAUCAAAUGCAACGAAGCAAAACCAUCUUGUGAGUAUUGUAUUGAUACAGGAAGAGCAUGUGUCUAUGCUACACCAAUUUCGAAACUGAGAAUGCAACGCGCUAGAAAACCAUCUUCAGUGAAUGAAGUGACUGAUACAACAACCACACCAACAUCAAGUGUUUCGUCAACGAUUGAAAUACUAGAUUCUAGAAUUACUGUAUCGAACUCAUCCUCCACUCUGGCUUCACCUUAUGAAGAGAAACCACUGGUACUGAUACUUUGCGGGUAUUCACACUACGAGCCACCACCCAAUUAUGUGGACCAUCUUACUCGAAGCUUGGUAUUGAAUCAGGCGUCCACAAUGCUAGGUCUACUGCGCUUCGAACUACGAUUGUUGAAAUUUUUCGAUAACCAAUGUGUAUACAUGUUUUCAUUUGGUGUGAAUGAAGGUGUUCAUCAUGCGUGGAAAUAUAAAGUACCGCAAUUGUUUAUGGAAAGUGAGUUGGUUCGACAACUGAUGUUUUCAUUUGCUGCUGUUGCUUUAAGUUCUAGUUUACCAUUACCUGAGGUACAAAGUUUGGAUAAUGAAGAUAUUUUUGGUACAUUGGCUCCACAUGAAGAAGUAUGCAAGUUUAAUUUGAUGGCAAGAGAUAAUAUCUAUUUGAAAACUACGGCGCAUUUCCUCGACACCCUAAAUAGGGCUCAAGAGAAGAUUCAACAAGUAAAUGUGUCAAAUUCAUUUGGUGAUCCAUUCACGGCUAAGGAAUUGAAAGUUUCGAGUAUUUUGAUCUUUGCAAUGUUGGGACUUCAACCAUAUGGAUUAAUCAAACUCAUAAGUUUCGAUGAAGAUGAAGAGACAGACUUGGUUAAGUUCUCUAAAAGCACAAGAGACAUAACCCUCAAUUGUGCAAGCACAUUACUCCAAUCCGAAAUAAGAGGACUUCUAUAUUUGCGUGUCAAUGAAGAUGUUUAUUGUCCUCGAAUAAAAGAAUGUGAUUAUCCCAUCAUCAAGUAUCUUUUGCAAGGAUUAUACGAGUUUCAAGAUUCAACUGAUAAAGUCCUUGAUGAUACUUCUCACCUGUAUCAAACGUUGCAAUUGACUCUUGAUUGGUUGACUAAAGCACUUUUCAGUUGUCGGUAUUAUAGAUUCCCCCUCCCACUAUUUCGUUUCCUUCAGAUAAUUCCUGAUUAUUUUCGAACCUUACUAUAUGCAAAGCAUCCGUAUGCAUUGAAGGUGCUAUACGUCUAUGCUAGUUUGUGUUUUAUUGCUAGAUUUCAAAUGUUCAAACAAUAUAAUAUUUGGCGAGAUUUUAUUGUUUGGUAUGAAAGUGAAAUGGGAUUAAAUGAUAAUGUGGAGAGGAAUUUGUAUCAUCUUGUGGUUGAUCAAUGUUAUGUUGUUACUAGUUAUGAAGAGUUUCCAUAUUUUGAUCCGGUUGAAGUAGUUCGUGAGAAAGGACCAACAUCAUGA
This is a messenger RNA of Lodderomyces orthopsilosis Co 90-125, 1521 nucleotides long. RefSeq names its product Zcf18p (gene ZCF18). Gene Ontology annotation, biological process: regulation of transcription by RNA polymerase II. The record is from RefSeq and is a predicted model, not a curated record. Lineage: Eukaryota; Fungi; Ascomycota; Pichiomycetes; Serinales; Debaryomycetaceae. The transcript is spliced from 2 exons. Bases 1 to 1521 code for a protein of 506 amino acids. Gene Ontology annotation, molecular function: zinc ion binding; DNA-binding transcription factor activity, RNA polymerase II-specific.